Vespula vulgaris is the source of this 3183-nucleotide messenger RNA. RefSeq lists its product as uncharacterized. The record is from RefSeq and is a predicted model, not a curated record. Bases 766 to 3183 code for a protein of 805 amino acids. NCBI's taxonomy places the organism in Eukaryota, Metazoa, Arthropoda, Insecta, Hymenoptera, Vespidae. The transcript has 12 exons.
CUUUAAAGUCGGGCCUUUCGAAAGCAUCGCACAAAUACUCGACAACGUUCAGAUGACCUUCGCGCGCUGCAACGUGCAUAGGAGUGUCACCGGAAACCGAAUGCCGAAAAAUCGUCCAAUCCUGAACGUCGUACUUUAAAUACACCAUCGCAAAAGGUACGACGAGCAUACUUAACGAGGCCGCAUCUUUCACACUUUUUCAAACCGUGAUUCUACAAACGGCACUCGUCUCUAUCGGUCUCGAAGAAGAAGAAGAAGAAGAAGAAGAAGAAGAAGAAGAAGAAGAAGAAGAAGAAGAAGAAGAAGUCAAAAAACGACCGAGUCUGAAGCAGAAGAAAAGCAUACGAGGAACGAGUAUCAAGAGGGAAGAGAGGGAAGUUGGUGGAAGUGGUGGAAGAGAAGAAGAAGAGGCCUUAGAAGAGAAGCGCAAACUGGCAAGAAGAGAAGUAGGGAGGAAGAGAGAGAGAGAGAGAGAGAGAGAGAGAUAGACAGUGAAAAGGAAGAGCCAGCAGCUACAGCUUCCUCGUAACAGCUUCUACGAAGCUUUGCUUCUAUUCUUGAGUUAACGUUUAGACGUUCGUAAAUCGGCAACUCGGAGGGGGUUUUACAUGCGUCAUCGUCGCACGGGUACAAAUCGCACGCGCCUCGACGUCCCGACGACAGUACACGUGCGCAACGACGUACUACGUCGGCCCUGCGCUGGUAAUACGGAACGUCUCGACUCUUCUUCAAGGACACGCGGUGAUAAAUGCGGUACUGCCGCGAAUGACGCCGACCGCGUUCUCCAAAAUGAUCGUCUUCUUCUGCCUCCUACUCCUUUGCAAAGGUCAACCCGUUGUCGAAGUACCUGGAGAAAAUGCAACGGUUAUGACAGAUGUUGAACAAAUUACGUUAGAAAAUAAUGAGACAAGAGAUCAAUCGACGAACGAUACCCUCCAAGGAACACCAACACCCGUGCACUUCCUUCAUGUGCCUAAACACACGGAAACGCAGCUUGGCUCGUCCGUUCUUUUGCCAUGCAGAACGACGAAUCCCGUUGCUGAAUGUCAAUGGUCCUGGCAGCCAUUACCGCCAAUUCAUCUGCCGCUUCCGGACAUCAGUGAGAGUCCAAAUGACUCCAUGAUAACUACAACGUCACCAACGUCGACAACAGCCCCAACGGCACAUUCAUUGCCGGUCAGACGAUUUCCAGCUUUUGGAAACAGCAGUAACGAUUGUUCCGUCCGAUUUUCGAGUAUGAAGCACGAACAGACUGGAUACUGGACUUGUGCCGCAAGGAAUUCAACGAACGAUCCUUUCACCGCCACGGUACCCGCCAAGUUAACCAUCGUUAACGAUCAAGGAUCUCUCAUUACCUUCGUUAAACACGAAGAAGCGAUAGAGGUCGUAGCAGGCUCCUCCGCACAAAUAAUGUGCAGAACAAAAUUACCUGUACGUGAGUGUCAAUGGUCUUGGCGAAGAUUGAACCAAUCCGAACCUUGGAACUUAGAAGUAAAGAAAUUUCCAGCUUUUGGAAACGACAGCACCGAUUGCAGCAUCAAGUUCAAAAACGUUCUAGCGGAACAAGAAGGCUAUUGGAGUUGUGGCGCACGUAUAGAUCCAAACUCGUCAUUUGUACGAUCGAAUCCAGUUCGAUUUUUGAUAUCUGAAGUUGAAUUCGUGCAGUUGUCUCGAGGCGUACAAGUGGCUGCCGGUGAAUCCGUGCUCCUAAGGUGCUUGGUCAAUAAACCCGUAAUACGCUGUGAAUGGUCCUGGAGAGCAACGAACUCGAGUAAGGAACCUUUACUCGUAAAGACGUUCGCUCCAAAUAAAGAUGCCGAUCACGACUGCUCCGUACGAUUUAAAAACAUCCUUUACGAGGAAGAAGGACUGUGGACUUGUGGAAUUCGAUUGUCACCUGACGGUAUACUCCAUGAAGCACCAUCGGCAACUGUGAGUCUUUUACCAUCGGCUAAAGUGAACUUGGUGGAAAUACCAACAGAUAUCACAGUGCCUCUAGGUACCGAAGUUACCUUGAAAUGUAUCACUAAUAGCCGCGUAGAGAAAUGUGUCUGGAGUUGGAAAGCACUUCAUGGAAACGAUCCUGAGAUCGUGCUUCGAGAAUUCCCAAGUAACGGUGAUCUUGGCAGGGAUUGUUCACUCGUUCUUUCACAUGUUCGCAACGAGGAACAAGGAUUGUGGAAUUGUCAGGUAUCCAUACCGUCACUUAAUACGAUGCUGUCUUCUCCAUUCGUCAAACUGUUAACAUUCGAACAGGACGAAGUGAAAUUUUCAGAACUCUCGCAGGACAUUCAAAUAUCAUCGGGUGGUACCAUACUCCUACGAUGUGUAACAUCAUUGCCAGUAGAACAAUGUCGAUGGUCCUUGACACCAGUGAAUUCUAAUACGACCGUAGUGGUGAAACAAUUCCCAGCAGCCGGAAGCGAAUCAAGGGAUUGCAGCGUCAGGUUGAGCCAUGCCCUGGCCGAGCAAGAAGGUCUUUGGACCUGCGGUGCCAGAAUACAUGGUCGUGAGAAUUAUACGGAUGCACCGCCAGCGAAAUUAAGUCUCCUUGAGCCAGAACCUGUGAUAGUCACCCUUUGGGCAGCUCCUCAUCAAAUGGUCAAGUUGGCUUGUAAAUUAGGACAAGUUCCUGUAGGAGCUCAAUGUCAUUGGAUACAUGCACCAAAUAUCUAUAUACAUCAAAAUGUUACAAAUACAGCAAAAAAAGACAGGCACAAUCUUCAAAUGGAUUAUUCUACUGGGAUAUGCACAAUAGAAUUCAAACCUGAUUAUUCAGACUUAGGACAGUGGACUUGCAGAUUUACAAGAGAUAACAAAAAUACUGACAUAGAAUUGGGAAGUGCAACACUCAUCUUACUUAAUACACUUGCUGAUGAAAAACUUGGAUGGAUUGUUGGUGCUUUAACUGCUAUUAUUUUAUUUUUAAUGAUUAUUGUAGUAGUUAUAGUAGUUUGUAAAACUCGACUUUUUGUAAGAUCACCAGAAAUAUUAGAAACAAUGCCUGCUUCAAGAAAACAACAAAAUUUGCAAUGCACCAACGACAGAAGAAUAGAGCAUGAUAAUUGUAGUAAUAUUACUAAUAGUAAUAAUAUUUUACCAAACAGAAGCCCACACUUGUACGAAAGAGUAGAAAAAUAUAAUGUUGUAACACCAAAAUUAUAUGAAAACUUUGGAUUGUAA